This is a messenger RNA of Stomoxys calcitrans (stable fly), 1399 nucleotides long. RefSeq names its product homeobox protein H2.0 (gene H2.0). The transcript has 3 exons. The record is from RefSeq and is a predicted model, not a curated record. Gene Ontology annotation, molecular function: sequence-specific DNA binding; DNA-binding transcription factor activity, RNA polymerase II-specific. NCBI's taxonomy places the organism in Eukaryota, Metazoa, Arthropoda, Insecta, Diptera, Muscidae. The coding region runs from base 8 to 1399 and encodes 463 amino acids. Gene Ontology annotation, biological process: regulation of DNA-templated transcription.
CUCCAACAUGCAGGAAAUGCCUACAAAUCUAAGUUUGGAUAAAAAUCAACAAAAUUGUGAUAGCCCAGUGAAAAAUCAAGAUCAAACAACCCAUACAAUCCAAAAUCUUGUGCCCUUGGAAGAUUUCAGUGAUAAAGAGAAAAUCGAAAGCAUCAAUGAAAAUGUCCCCCUGAAAACAAAUUCAAAUCAGGAUGAAAUGAAAGAAUUUUCCAAUGAAACUAGAAUUCAGCUUAGUUUUAGUGUUGACCGUUUGUUAAGCAACAAAACUUCACUAAACGAAUCUUCUCAACAGCAUCAUUAUCAUAAAAUCUCCACUCAAAGUAGUGAUGACAAUAAAUGUUGUAAUGAAUUGAAUAACAGCUACUCAUGUUGCUCCCUGCCUAAUUGUCUCGUGAAUACAACAACGGUAAAUUCCUCCGCGUCGUUGCGUUUUCCUGCUGAAAAUGCCUUUCAGAAUACCGAGGAUAUACAUAUGAUGACCUCUUCUCAAAAUGUUAUGGAUUUUAAAUCAAUUGUACGGCCAACACCGAUGAGAGCAAUGGGAAAUAAUUCCGAUCAAGCAAUCUCCAUGGCGGCGCCUUAUACCGCAAUGACACCAACCAAUCUAAUUCGAUUACAUCAUGCCCAAAUCCAUCAGAAGCAAAUGCAUCCUCACCUACCUGCCCAAACGAAUUUCUCACUGACAGCACUUAUGAGCCCAUUAUGCGGUAUUAAACAAAUGCCAACAACUACCCAACAAAUGGGUCUGCAAAGCUUUCCAGUACCCACACCAGUACCAAAUAGUAGAUAUGCAUCAAAAUCUUCCAUCAACUUUGACAUUCCAGGAAUGCGCCCUAGUAUAAACUGUAUACCAAAUUUAAGACAUCACCACCUGGUAUCCACAGCCUCGAAUGAGACUCAUAUGAACUUUGCGAACGUUAAUACAACUGCAGGUCCCACAGGAAGUAAUUCGAAUGCGACAAAUUCUCCAAACAAUGUUCCUUCCCAUACGAGUACGAACAUAAACAACAGCAACGGCAAGCGGAAACGUUCAUGGUCCCGAGCAGUGUUUAGUAAUUUGCAACGUAAAGGACUUGAGAUACAAUUCCAGCAACAGAAGUACAUCACAAAGCCCGACAGACGUAAAUUGGCGGCGCGAUUAAAUCUAACAGAUGCCCAAGUUAAAGUCUGGUUUCAAAAUCGUCGCAUGAAAUGGCGCCACACUCGUGAAAACCUUAAAAGUGGUCAAGAAAAACAACCCACAACCUCAGAGAACAUUCAACCCAACAGUUGCCUCAAAGUAAUCGUAGAUGGGGCAGGAGAUAAUGGUGGUGGUCCAGGCUACUCCAGCGACGGAUCCUCUAGUUUAGAAAUGAGCGAUUGUGAAGAUGAUGAGGAUGAAAUCGAUGUUGUCGAAUGA